This is a messenger RNA of Tilletiopsis washingtonensis, 4143 nucleotides long. RefSeq lists its product as hypothetical. The record is from RefSeq and is a predicted model, not a curated record. Gene Ontology annotation, molecular function: protein binding. The coding region runs from base 489 to 4028 and encodes 1179 amino acids. NCBI's taxonomy places the organism in Eukaryota, Fungi, Basidiomycota, Exobasidiomycetes, Entylomatales. The transcript has 6 exons.
CGAGUCGCCCAUCGCACCCCACGCCGCGGCCUGGCCCCCGCUCUCGCGCCCUUCCGGGCCAGCUCAUCUGCUGCGGCUCAGCGUCCGCGUGUCGGCGCGCCGGCGGCCAUGGCCAGUCCGCCGUCGCUCGUGACGCCGCGGCGCUCGCCGCAGCGCUCCCUCACCGCCCUCACCGCCACGUCCGACCCACGCGCGCCGCACAGCGAUGCCGGCGGCAGCAGCAGCGCCGGCUAUCUGCCGCAGCGCACCAGUCUCUCGAGCCUCGAUGCCCUUCAGACGGCCCGCCCUGCCGCGGCGCCGCCGUCGCAGGGACGCUCGGCCCUGACGCACACACAGCAGCACGGCGCGCCCACGCGCGAGGCCACGCCCGAGGAGGAGGAGCGCAACUCGACAACGUUCUAUCGCAGCUGCCAAAUCAGCCUCAUGGAGCCCGUCGGCAGCAUGAGCAUCAGUCCGGGUGAGUGCGGCAGCCGAGCGUGGGCAGCGCCAUGCCCGGCGCUCUGGACUCUGAUGCCUGCCCGGCAGCGAACCGCGACGUGGUGCUGGCGGCGCGCAAGGGCCUCUUCAUCGUCGACCUGGAGAAUCCGUACGACACGCCGCGCUUCCUGGCGCACUCGAGCCGCUGGGAGGUGGCCGACUGCCAGUGGAACCCGCACCCGGCGCGCGCGCACUGGGUCGCGAGCACGUCGAACCAGAAGCUGCUCGUCUGGAACUUGGACCGCCCCGAGUCGCAGCUGCAUCCGCCGGCGGCAGCGCAGCCCGUGCAUCUUCCCUCUGCUGCCUCUCUGCGCGGCAUGUCAGGCGCCACGGCCGCCAGCAUGCCCUCGUUGCCGUCGUAUCGGCAGCCUGCGACGGCAGCGGCGGCGCCGCGCAUCUCGCGCUCGUCGGCGGUGGAGCAUGUGCUGCAUGCACAUGGCCGCGGCAUCACGGACAUCAAUUGGUCGCCCUUCCACCCCGACGUGCUGGCGUCGUGCGGCAUUGACAGCUGGACGUGGGCGUGGGACAUGCGCGAUCCGGGCCGCCCAAAGCAGGGCUACAGCGCGUGGAACGCGGCGGCGACGCAGGUCAAGUGGAACCGAGCGUCGCCGCAUCGCCUCGCUACCUCGUGCGACAACAAGGUGCUCAUCUGGGACGACCGCAAGGGCGCGUUGCCGCUGGCGACGAUCGAGGCGCACGAGUCCAAGAUCUAUGGCAUCGACUGGUCGCGCGACACGUCGCUGGGGCUGGAUCGGCUCAUCACCUGCUCGCUCGACGGCUCGGUCAAGUACUGGGACCUGGCGAGUCCUGCAGCACAGCGAGCCGUCGGACAUCGCGAGCUCGUGACGGAGCCGGAGGCGGUCAUUGAGACGCCUACGCCUGUCUGGCGAGCCCGGCAUCUGCCCUUUGGCAGCGGCAUCAUGACGCUGCCGCAGCGAGGCGACACGUCGCUCAGCAUGUGGUCCAAGGAGCGGCCCGAUGCGCCCGUCGAGCGCUUCGUGGGACAUCGCGACAUCGUCAAGGAGUACCUCUUCCGCACGCGCGGCGGCAACAACCGCGACAACGACGACCGCGAGUGGCAGCUGCUGACGUGGAGCAAGGACCAGACGCUGCGGCUCUGGCCCGUCAGCGAAGAGGCCACGAGAGCAGUCGGACACAAGCCGGGCGGCCGCAUCAACGUGCUCCACACGCGCGCCAACGCUCGCGACAUCUCGUUCCGCAACCCUCCGUCCGAUGCGCAAGCACACACGCGCAUGGAGUCGGCCGAUCAGACGCCAGCGACAGCAUCGUCGAUUCUGCCGCCCACCGACGCCACCUGGUCGCUGCUGAGCGGCCGAGGCAGCGGCACACGUCUGAGCGGCACGUCGCCGUACGGCUCGUCUGCGAUGGGCGGCGCCGGCGGCAAUGGCAGUCCUAGCGGGCCGCUCAGCUCCAGCCUGGGCCACACCGCGGCGGCCAGCUUCAGCAAGCAUGCCCGCAGCUUCUCCGACCUCGCCGGCGCAGAGGGCAACUGGCAGCUGCCGCUCUCGCGCUCCGCCGGCGCCCAGGCUCCGGGCAGCAGUCUGGCGGCACCCGUGCCGGCCACUCGCACACUGCGCCACAGCAGCUCGUACCAGCGCCCCGCCGUGGGCUCGGCGACGAUGUCUGCCGGCUCGCAUGUGCUGGGCCAGUCGCAGCGCAGCUCGCUGCAUCGCAUGGACACCAACGAGCGCCAGCGCGAGGCGCUGCGGCGCAAGCAGGGCAAAGAGCCGGAGCGCGAGCGCGACAAGGAGCGCCGGCAGCGGCGCCGCGAGCAGGGACGGCAUAGGCAGCAGCAGGAAGAGCACGCUGCGGCCGCCUCGGCGGGCUUCAUGACGCGCGGCGCCGGCGGACAGGCAGAACAGUGGGGCAUGGGCUCUGCGCGCAUGCGCCCAAAGCGAGGCGCUGGCUUUGACGCCGUAGGCUGGAUCUCGGGCAUCCGCAUGCAGCCCGAGACGCGGCGGCCGCGCAGGACGGAGCGAGAGGAGGGCAAUGGCUCGUCGUCGGCGCGAGGCAUGUCGGGCUCGCGCGCCACGCUCACCGGCAAUGCCGAGGCGCAGCUCUCCGAGAGCGAGGCGGGCGCCACGACGGACCAUGAGCUUGAUGCGCCCGAUGCGGCGCAGACACUCGGCGAAGAGGUCAUGGCGAUCAGCAAGUACCUCAGUCGCGUGACCUUUGAGCGGAUCGAGAUCGCACAGCGCACUUGCACUUGCAGUCUGUACGGGCCGUGGGGCAUCGAGCGGGGCAUGCCUGCGUUUCUGCGCGUCACAUUCGUCUAUCCCUCGGCCUACCCCGCCAAGGCGCCGCGCUUCGAGCUGGAGCACAACGCCUCGGUGCCGCUCAAGACGCGAGCCUUCCUGCUGCGCAACCUGUCGGCCAUCCUCGGCACGCACGCGCGGCAGCAGGUGGCGCAUGCGAUGGAGGAGGAGCUCGAGUCGCUGGCGGGCACGGCGAGCGUCAGCGAGGCGGCCACGGCGCCGCUGUACACGGGCGUGCCGAGCAUGGAGGCGUGCCUGCGCUUCUUGCUCGGCGAGUCGCUGGCGGCGGAUACGGUGCCAGGCACGCCGGGAGUCGCUCCGCCGCUUGUCAAUGACACGGAGGACGAGUCGGAGGAUGAGGAGGCGGUGCUGCAGCUGCGCCUGCCGCCACAGACAUGCGGCGCCUCCUUUGGGCCCAACGGCGAGCUCGUCACGUUCUCCUCACACCACAUCUCGCCGCGCCUCGUGGGCAGCGUGCCUCUGGCGGCACUGGCCGGCUCGACGACGGGCAGUGUGCUCGGCUCCGUCACCGACGCCAGUGCGGCCGGCGCCGCCGACGGCGCGCGCUUCCUGCACUCCUACGGCGCCCUCUCGAGCGCCAUGGCGAGCCUGGCGCGCCUGGCGACACACGAUGGCGCCGACGGCGUUGGCGAUCUCGACGUGGUGCAGCUCAUCAACUCGGAGUUUCUGCGUCGUCGCCUGCAAAGGUCCGAGAGCAAGAGCCGCAGCUCCAAGGGGCGCAGCCGCAGCAAGAUGCGCGCCAACAUGGGCCUGCUCGACUCGGGCAGCGUGCAGCCGCGGCGCUCGCGCUCCACGAGUCCCUUUCCGCGCUCGAUGCCCGCGCUGGGCAGUGGUGGCAUGAUGCGACCUUCGACGAGCGCUCGCAUCUCGCCGCACACACGAGCUCCUCCAGGCAGCAACGGCAGCGCAGGAGGCUGCACGGUGCGCAUCUACGACCUGCGGCAGCUCGAGCCGAUGCGUCCCAUGCUGCUCGGCUCGCCGCACGUGCCGCGCCGCCGCUCCAACUUGCUGCCCGGCUCGCCCACGACGACGCCGACCAACGAGCGGCGCGACCCGCUCGCCUCGGUGCUGCUGAUGCGCGGCGCCUCGAGCAGCAGCCAUGCCAGCAACGGCAGCAGAGCAGCAGCAGUGCGCCCCGCCUCGCCGCGCUCGACGACGAUCCGCGCGCCGGCGCCCCUGCCGCGCCCGUCGUCGUCGCUGCAGCGCGCGGCGGCCGCCGAGCUCAUGAAGCCUUCCUCCGAUCCCUCUGCAUAGAACUUGCCCCCACCCCAUCACUGCUGCCUGCUCCUCCCAUGCCGCUCUCCCGUGCUGCUCUCACAUACCAAUUCGCAUAUCGCACCCGCUGCUGCGCGCAGCACAGCUCCAGGAC